AACAUUGUUUUGGUUUGGCAGCUGAAGAAAUGUGCGAAUCUGUUAAACAGAUUCUGUUUCUGUAGUUUUUUAAUAAAUUAUAUGAAAAUAUUGGUUAAGUUUUAAUUUUGAUAAAAAUGUUAUUCAAAAGGAUUGUUCUUCAUUCUUCAACGAAUCGUCUUUUUGCGAGUUCUAACACUCCUUCAAAAUUGCCUAAGGAUUUAUUGAGGAAACCCUCACAAGCUUUAUCUGAAUUAGGUUUGGGCAAAUUAGAAAGAAUCAGUUUAUCCAUGAAAAUAUAUUUAGAAUCAGCUCAAAAGAAUGCUGAAAUGAUCAAUAAACAAAGAGAGGAGUAUGAGUUAGGCAAACGUCACCUUGCCAAUAUAAUGGGUUUUGAUUACAACAGUAUGACCGAAACAAAUAUUAAGGAGGCGAUUAAAUAUCUUCUUCCUAGUGGUUUAUUCUCAAAAGCUAGCCGACCAGAAUUUCUUUCUCCAGAAGAAGUUUAUCCUAAGAUCAGAAGUGCUGAUUUCGAUACUUCUGGAAGACCCUAUCACUUUUUGGCUUACACAGGGAAGCCAAAUUUAUACGAAGACAUGCAUGAUUUGUAUGAUUAUUAUCAAAAAUGCGAUGAACAAAAGCUUAAAAUGAUGGUCAAUGGAGUUUUAAAUCCACCUCCAUCUGCCAAAGCAGAGCUUACCGGCUCCCGUUGGUUAACUCGCCAAGAGUAUCAAUCAUCUAAAGGUGAAAGCGUACAAAAGGACUUAUGGAAUCAAUUAACAACCGGACUGGAAAGAUUGGCAGAUCAUCCUUAUUCUAAAGAGGCGCAAGAUUUUUUGAUGAAAUUCAGAGUUGAACUAGAAAAGAGAGCUUCAACAUUAGAAAUAGCUCCAAUCACUUUUAAUGAAGAAGGUCGCCCAUAUGCUCAAGCUGAAGGUUUUCGAAAACACUGCAAAGCCAAAGUGACCGUUUGGGGAAAUGGAAGUGGUAAUAUAGAUAUAAAUGGAUAUGACAUUCUCUAUUUUCCGCAGUUUAAAGAAAGGCAUCAAAUCUUAUUUCCGCUUCUUUUUACAAAUAUGUUGAACAAAGUAGACAUUGAAGCAACGGUUGAAGGAGUUGGUGAAGCUGCUCAAGCUGGAGCUAUCCGUCAUGGAACUUCCUUAGCCUUAACUAGUUUCCUUGAUCCACAUAUGAUAGAGAGUAUGCGAUUAGCUGGAUUAUUAACUAAAGACAGAAGAAUUUUAGAAAGAAAAAAGGUUGGAAUGAAAGGUGCCAGGAAAACUCCGAAAUUCCGACCUCGAUAAUUAUUUGUUAUCAUGUAUUUAUCAUUUUUGCUCACUUGUACAGACAACAAUAGUCAAUAAAUAGUUAAUGAAUAUUGGA
This is a messenger RNA of Tetranychus urticae (two-spotted spider mite), 1362 nucleotides long. It is a transcript of the gene mRpS9, whose product is annotated as mitochondrial ribosomal protein S9. The record is from RefSeq and is a predicted model, not a curated record. Gene Ontology annotation, biological process: translation. Gene Ontology annotation, cellular component: mitochondrial small ribosomal subunit; ribosome. Gene Ontology annotation, molecular function: structural constituent of ribosome; RNA binding. NCBI's taxonomy places the organism in Eukaryota, Metazoa, Arthropoda, Arachnida, Trombidiformes, Tetranychidae.